Molecule: messenger RNA, 1359 nt
Organism: Knipowitschia caucasica
Lineage: Eukaryota; Metazoa; Chordata; Actinopteri; Gobiiformes; Gobiidae
Source: the annotation of a GenBank genome assembly
AUGGCAACUUCACUUCUCGGGGAGGAGCCGAGGUUAGGAUCGACUCCCUUAGCCAUGUUAGCCGCCACAUGUAAUAAGAUUGGGAGCCCAAGCCCGUCACCUUCGACUAUUACGGAUAAUUCCUCCUCAUUUGGGAAAGGAUUUCAUCCAUGGAAGAGAGCAGCGGCCAGCAGCUGCAGCCUCGGCUCUGGGCUCCCCGGCUUCGGGGUGAGCCGUAAUGGAUCAGGGAUCACGGAUUCAUUCGGUGCCAAUAACUCCAACGGAUCCAGCGCCUUUUCUUUGACCCCCGGCUCGACUUCUAGCUCCCACUUUGGAAACGAUUACUCCGUGUUCCAGGCGUCUGUUUCCAGCGGUUCCCAGGAGUCCAGCCACCAGCCCGUGUUCAUCUCCAAAGUGCACACAUCAGUGGACAGUCUUCAGGGCAUUUACCCCAGAAUGAGCGUAGCGCAUCCUUACGAGUCCUGGUUCAAGUCUUCUCAUCCCGGGAUCCCCACCGCAGACGUGGGCACCACCAGCGCGUCCACGUGGUGGGACGUGGGAGCGGGAUGGAUAGAUGUCCAGAACCCAAACGGAGCCGCGCUGCAGUCGUCCUUACACUCGGGAGGGCUGCAGGGCUCCCUGCACUCUCCUUUAGGCGGAUAUAACUCUGACUACUCCACUCUCAGCCACUCUGCCUUCAGCACCAGCCCCUCUCCGCACCUGUUGACCAGCGGGCAGCACCUGAUGGACGGCUUCAAGCCCGUGCUGUCUUCUUACCCGGACACUAGCGCCUCUCCUCUGGGGGGAGCAGGCGGCACCAUGCUGGCCGGGCCUCCCCCAGCCUCUUUAGCUGGCUCCCCGCGCUCCUCUGCGCGCCGGUACUCAGGCAGAGCCACGUGUGACUGUCCCAACUGUCAGGAGGCGGAGAGACUGGGGCCAGCGGGCGCAAGCUUACGCAGGAAGGGACUGCACAGCUGCCACAUCCCGGGCUGCGGGAAAGUUUACGGGAAAACUUCCCACCUGAAAGCACACUUGCGGUGGCACACUGGCGAGAGGCCGUUCGUGUGUAACUGGCUCUUCUGCGGGAAGAGGUUCACGCGCUCAGACGAGCUGCAGCGGCAUUUACGCACGCACACGGGGGAGAAACGGUUUGCGUGUCCGGUGUGUAACAAGAGGUUUAUGCGCAGCGACCACCUGAGCAAACACGUAAAGACUCACAGCGCAGGAGGCUCCGCGGGCUCUGGCUCCGGGGGCAGCGGGGGGAAGAGGGGAAGUGACACCGACAGCGAGCACAGUGCGCCCGGCAGUCCUCCGUGCCAGUCUCCUGACCUGUUGCAUCCAAGCGAGGCCGGCCAGGGGGUGACUCUGAGCGGCCUCUAA